UCAAAGUGAUGCCAGCACCAAACAACUCCUGACCACUGAAUCCCAUAUCAACAGAGGAAAACACGAAGAAGGAUGGGGGAGACGGAGGAGGAACGGACGUCUCAGGCCGGUCAGCUUUUUGAGAAUUUUAUCCAGGCCACUACCUGUAAAGGCACCCUGCAGGCCUUCAGUGUCCUCUGCAGACAGCUGGAGCUCAACCCGUCCGACCACAGAGGCUUUUACAGCAGCCUGAAAACUGCCGUCACCUACUGGAAGGCCAAGGGUCUCUGGGGGAAACUAGACAAGAGAGCUGGACACAAGGAGUACAGUAAGGGCAAAGCCUGUGCGGACACAAGGUGUCUGAUCAUCGGUGGCGGCCCCUGUGGCUUUCGGACUGCCAUAGAACUGGCUCUGCUGGGCGCCAAGGUGGUGGUGAUUGAGAAGAGGGACACUUUCUCCAGAAACAACGUCCUGCACCUUUGGCCUUACACAAUCCAUGACCUCAGGAACCUCGGAGCCAAGAAGUUUUACGGAAAGUUCUGCGCUGGAUCCAUAGACCACAUCAGUAUUCGUCAGCUGCAGCUCAUGCUUUUAAAGAUCGCUCUUAUUUUUGGGGUGGAGGUUCAUGUCAACGUGGAGUUCAUCAAGCUUCUUGAGCCGCCUGAAGACCAAAGCACUGAUGGCCCAGGAUGGAGGGCUGAGAUCCGGCCUGCAGAUAAUCCCGUCUCCGACUAUGAGUUUGAUGUGAUAAUCGGGGCCGAUGGAAGGAGAAGCACUCUUGAUGGCUUCAGGAGAAAGGAGUUCAGAGGGAAACUAGCCAUCGCCAUCACUGCCAACUUCGUCAAUCGCAACACCACUGCCGAGGCCAAAGUGGAGGAGAUCAGCGGAGUGGCCUUCAUCUUCAACCAGAAGUUCUUCCUGGAACUAAAGGAGGAGACGGGGAUUGAUUUGGAAAACAUCGUCUAUUACAAGGACAACACGCACUACUUUGUCAUGACGGCGAAGAAACCAAGCUUGCUGGACAAGGGUGUCAUCAUUAAUGACUACAUUGAGACUGAAAGGCUGUUGGCCAAUGAUAAUGUGAACCAGGAGGCUCUGUUGUCUUACGCCCGCGAGGCUGCAGAUUUUGGCACAAACUACCAGCUACCAUCUCUAGAUUACGCCAUCAAUCACUAUGGGCAGCCGGAUGUGGCCAUGUUUGACUUCACCUGCAUGUACGCGUCUGAGAACGCAGCGCUGGUGCGAGAGAAGAGCCGCCGGCAGCUGCUGGUCGCACUGGUGGGAGACAGUCUGCUGGAGCCGUUCUGGCCAAUGGGCACGGGUUGUGCUCGAGGCUUUCUGGCUGCUUUUGACACGGCUUGGAUGAUCAAAGGCUGGGCUCAGGGUAAGGAGCCGCUCGAUCUGCUGUCCGAGAGAGAGAGCAUCUACAGACUGCUUCCUCAGACCACUGCAGAAAACAUCUCCAAAAACUUUGAGCAGUACACCAUCGACCCGGCCACACGCUACCCAAACCUCAACUCCAGCUGCGUACGGCCACAUCAGGUGCGGCAUCUGUACAUCAGCGGAGAACAGGAUUUGAGUAGUCUGGAGCGCAGUGGACAAACACGCAGAUCUGUCAGCAUCUCCAGACGAGAGUCAGAGGUGCGCCCUGGUCGGCUGCUGCUGUGGUGUCAGAAUCAGACGCAGGGUUACAGAGGAGUGAAUGUGACUGACCUCAACACCUCCUGGAGGAGCGGCCUGGCUCUGUGUGCCCUCAUCCAUCGCCAGCGGCCAGAGCUCAUUGAUUUUGACUCUUUAAAUGAGGCAGACUGCGCUAAAAACAACCAGUUGGCGUUUGACGUGGCUGAGAGAGAGUUUGGCAUUCAGCCGGUCACCACAGGGAGGGAGAUGGAUGCCGAACGGGGACCGGACAAGCUGAUUAUGGUGCUCUACCUCUCCAAAUUUUAUGAGAUGUUUCACAAAUCAACACAAUCCAUCACAGCUUUACCCAAAGAGACCGAUGCACAUAAUGGAGACUGUUCAUCAAAACCUGCAAACUCACUUUACAACUCCAUAAAUCAUGCACGGAAGAGAAUCCCAAAGCUGGACAAGAAGCUGGAAGAAAGUGACGUGAACAGGAAGAGGAAGAAGGCCAGCAUUCACCAUGAGGAGCUGAUGUCCUGUCAGACUGCGCCCCCUGCAGGAGAGAGGGAGGAGCAGAAGGAGAAUAAAGUUCGCUCUAUGGCUACUCAGCUGCUGGCCCGCUUCGAGGAGAACGCCCCGAGCUGUGCUUUACGCAGACAGUCUGAUUCGGAGAGCGACUCUGACUCGGACAGACCUGUUUCUUUGGAUAUGACUGAAAACCCUCGCUUUGCCAGACCUAAAAUUGAGCCUGCACAACCUUCGCCAGCUCCAGACAAAGCCAAAUGGCAGCCUUCUCCGUAUUUGAGACUGCUGGAAUCACACACACGAAGCGAGACUCUUCAUUCUGAACACUAUAUAGAAAGACAGAGCAGUCACAGACUCGCAGAGAUCCAGUCAGAGUGUCAAUACAGUUCAGUGUCUUCAGCUCAUAAGAGCAGUGAAUGUCGACCCAGAUCUCCUCUCAUUCCCUUCACUCCCGCUCUCAGUCCCAUGAUGCACUGCCUGCAGCAGCUGGAGGAGCAGGUCACUCAGAGGAAAAGUGAGAGUGAAAUGACCAGACCGUUGACCAGAAAGAGCAUUAAAGAGCGAGCGCAGCAGCUGAGCAGCCUGUUCACCGGGAGCCCUGCUCAACCUCAGACAGAUGAAAGCUCUCCUGCUGUUUCUCCUUCCUCUCCUCAAACUAUCCCAGAAUCCUCCACUCUCUCCUGCUUUCUGUCUCCUGCUCCUUCACUCCAACACAAAGAGUGCAGUGAAGCUUCAGAAACGCAUCUGAAGGCUGACAAACACACUGAAAUCAGACGCGUUGAGCGCCUUGACCCUUCCAAACAGAGAACAGUGGGUAAAGUCUCGUCUGCCAUUGGUGUAAAAGCCGCGACUCUGGCCAUCUUAUAUGAGACCGACCACAGACCCAACAACCCUUUCACCCUCUCACUGACAGAGGCCAGAAGAUGUGCAGAGUCUGGACUGGUGAGUGUGCGUAAGGAGUUUUCGGCGUCUCUUGGCGGCAGCGACACCUGUGUGUUCUGUCAGAAGCGCGUGUACAUCAUGGAGAGACUCAGCGCCGAGGGUUUCUUCUUCCACAGAGAGUGUUUCCGCUGCCACAUCUGCGGAUGCUCACUGCGGCUCGGAGCUCACACAUUCGAUUCACAGCAGGGCACUUUUUACUGCAAGAUGCACUUUUCUCAGCGGAAAACCAGCACUAAGCAUCGAAGAGGAGAGAUGAACGGCGGUGGCGUCAGACCCUCAUCCAUCACCAUCUCGAAUCACACAUCCAUUGACGGGACCCGCGGGCAGCCCUCAGGAGGAGAGUCCGACUCCACCACUCAGCAGGAUCUGCAGACGCUUCCGGACUCCACAGAGAUCAUCAGUGUCAGUGAAGUCAAAGAUUCAUCUAAAAAGGCAGAUCCUGCAGAUUCUGCUGCUGCGUGUCCUGAUUCUCCACUGCAGAAAGUGAAACGCUCCACCGCCAAAGGAGAAAUUACCAACAAAAACAACCUCUGGAAGAAGAAAAUUCGAUCCACUCUGCCCCUCGUUCUGAUGAAGAAGUUUCAUCGUGGAAAACCAGAUGAUAAAACUGAAGUCCUCGCAGAGGAAGAUGGAGACUCUGACUUUGAGGAGAUCCACGAAUCUCUCUCUUCAAAAAAGCCAUCAAAUCCAUCGAAAGACUCUGACUGCCACCCAACAGAGGACAACAACUUGACAACCCUAGACGAGAUCCCCAAAAUUCCUCUCUAUCGCACACACAUCCUUCCAGAAUAUCCCAAACCUAGCUCUUCCUCUCCAGAGCCCAUUGUCCCAUCAGUUGUUCCCUCAGACCCCAUCUCCUUUAGCCCUAAGAAGAAGCUGACACUGUCCUUAUCGGAGAAGGAGAAACUGCUCAACUGGGAUUUGACCAAUCCUGGAAAGUCUGGAGGAGAAGUACAACAACAACAACAACAACAACAACAACAACAUGUAAAGCCCUCAACGAGUUUUCAAAACGAUCAUCCAGAACCAACCCAUCCUCAACCUGGACCCACUCCUCCACUUUUUGGCUUCCAACAAUGGGCCAACAAUCUCCGCAAGUCCUUCUCCAAAGGAAGCAACCCUGUGGUGCUAAGGAGGAACCGACCAAUGAAAGCCAGGCCUUUGUCGGAGGGCUCCUUCAACGUUGGUGCUCUGUUUCAGGAUGAUGAGCGCUGUGGUUCGUCGGUUGAUGAAGGUCAGGCCAGACCAAGGACUGAAAGUGAGAUCGCCGUUUUACUGGAGCAGGUGGCUCUCGGAUCUAAGACAAGCAGAGGAACGAAAGAUGAUAUGGCCUCACUGCCGCCCAGGAAACUCAAUUUCUUCUCCUCUCUGAGAAUUAAGAGGGUUGAAGGAGUGGAGCAGAGUCGAGGAGAAGGACAGAAGGACAUCCUGAGCAUCCUCUCCAGGUUUAGAAACAAAGCGUCUGCUCAGCAACAAACGCAACAGGAGUCAAACUCCUCCAGUGAGGAUGAACAGGAACCAGACUCAAAACGGACCCACAGUGGCGCAAUGCAGAAGAAAAAAGAAAAAAUGGCCAUCCGACAAACCAAGAGCGACGAGCUGAAGAGACUUCACAGAGCUCAGGUGAUCCAGAGACAGUUGGAGGAGGUGGAGGAGAAGCAGAGAGCGCUGGAGGAGAAAGGUGUGGCUCUGGAGAAGGUCCUCCGAGGAGAGAACGGUGACGAUGACUCCGCAGAUGAGACUGCGCUGCUGCAAACCUGGUUCAAACUGGUUCUGGAGAAGAAUAAACUCUCCCGAUACGAGUCUGAACUCAUGAUCUUUGCUCAGGAACUGGAGUUGGAGGACACUCAGAGUCGACUACAGCAAGACCUGAGACGGAGAAUGGCCACUGAAGAUUGCAAGAAAAGUGCGAGUGAACUGACAGAGGAGCAAAACAUUCUGGUGGAGAUCAUGAAGGUGGUGGAGAAACGAGACAAACUGGUGAGUCUCCUGGAAGAGCAGCGACUGAAAGAAAAAGCUGAAGACAGAGAUUUGGAGAGUUUGAUCCUUUCCAGAGGGUAUCAGUUCCACUGGACUUAAACAUCCAGCUCUGAAUGGCAAUAUGAGCCCCUUUAGACUGAAAAGAGCCUUGUUUGAGCUUGAAACGAUUCUAAUUAGUUUGCAUUGAAUGCUGCCGUUUGUUGUGCUUGAAAACAAAUAAACCAAAAACCAAAACACGUGCCUCUUUAUUAAUGAUGAAUGUUCGAUUUGAAAAGUCACACGAAGCACGCAGGUGAGAGGAUUGGGUAGGACUUUUUGUUCGCACUUGUGCAAUGAUGUUAAGUUUCGUUUGAUUGUUUCGUUAAACCGUGUUAAUGGAUGUUUGUUUUGAAUAUUUCAGUUGAGGCCAAAGUUUGCUGGCGGUUAUGAAGUGUGUUUGUUGAGCGUUUAUUUCUCUUGUUCUUGGCAUAAAGAAGAUUUAUCAAGCAACCUGAAAUUAAAAGCAAUUAUUAUUGUUUCAAGAAUCAAGAUGGAAAUGUACAAAGUGCUUUGGUUUUAUUUUUGUCUGUCUGUGUGUUGCCUUGUGUAAUUUAUUUAAUAAAUGUAAAAACAAUGA
This is a messenger RNA of Danio aesculapii, 5665 nucleotides long. RefSeq names its product microtubule associated monooxygenase, calponin and LIM domain containing 2b (gene mical2b). Bases 73 to 5148 code for a protein of 1691 amino acids. Gene Ontology annotation, molecular function: protein binding; FAD binding. The transcript has 36 exons. The record is from RefSeq and is a predicted model, not a curated record. Lineage: Eukaryota; Metazoa; Chordata; Actinopteri; Cypriniformes; Danionidae.